Molecule: messenger RNA, 5298 nt
Organism: Hydractinia symbiolongicarpus
Lineage: Eukaryota; Metazoa; Cnidaria; Hydrozoa; Anthoathecata; Hydractiniidae
Product: ral GTPase-activating protein subunit beta-like
Exons: 26
Coding region: 513-4886 (1457 amino acids)
Biological process (GO): regulation of small GTPase mediated signal transduction; activation of GTPase activity
Molecular function (GO): GTPase activator activity
Source: RefSeq, a predicted model, not a curated record
GAGGCAAAAAAACAUCCUGAUACUAGAAGCAGAUCAGACAUGCAUCCUGACUAUGAAGCAAGUACAUCCAAUGUUUUUUGGAAACACUCUCUUCUUUUUAUCACUGCCAAUUUAUUUUGUCCAUAGAUUUUAAAACCAUGCUUAAGGUGAAGAUGUCGAUUUAAUAAAAAAAAUGUAAAAGGGUGUUUUUAACCAAAAUUAAGAAUUUACACAAAAGAAAUUCCUGUGUCUUCAGAGUCUGAAAUGUUAUGGCAAAUUUUCAGUUUAUUUCUAGUAUAAAACUUUAGUAAGACUAAAACAGUAAAUUUUGACAAGCCUACAUAGUAAGAGCAUAAUCCUUUGGCUUUAAAGCAAAUAGAAUACCCAAUGUUACAAGCACUUCUACUACAAAUAGUAAAGAGUAAAGAUACGUGAAGCAGUACAUCUGAUUUAGAAUAUUUUAAAUUGAUGUGUAUAGAUAUCUUUUUAGAGGUAAAAAAACUAAUGGUUGUGAGUUUCUAUAAUUUUUGAUCAUGUAUAAUGGUUGGAUAUCUAAUCGUACAUCUGUUGAGGACGAUUGUGGCUCGUGGAGUGUGUUAAACAGUUACCCACAAAAUGUUGGUAAAGAUGUAACAUCUUCUGUUAUUCGAAGUCUCGUUCAUCAUCCUAGUGAAAAAAAGGAUUUUUUUAGGACUGCAAAAGAUUUAGAUUGGACAAUGGAUGUUAUAUGCUUUGGUUUGACAAUGCCAUUAGCUGAGGUUGAGAUGAUCAAGAAUUGCGUGUUUCUAUACUUGGAUUGGACAAGUGUGAUGUCAGCAAAACCUAAAUCGGGUAUUCCUACACAAAUUAUUGAAAAAAAAGAAUACUAUUUUGGGAGAAUGCUAAAGCAUUUGACUAAUUUGUUUAUUCCACGAGAAAGUGCAUCAACUGUGUUGCAGGCCAAGUUUUGUAGUCAAGUUUUGCAUCAUAUCAAAAGUAUCGUGUUAGAAGGUACUAUUGAAAAGUUGACAUCUGAAAUGAUUCUAAAAUUUUAUCUGGGCAUAUCCAGCCAUUUACUUUCGGUCCCACCUCUUCAAGGAGGCUUAGCAGAGCACCUUUGUGAACAACUUAUAAAUUGUGUAAUAACUGUUUGGCUUCAUGUGUCUUGCCACUAUUUUCCUUCACCCACCUUAUGGUGCACAUUAAGAGAAAUAAUGUUGACAUGGCGUCAUCACCAUAUUUUGAUCUUGCAGUGGAACAAACUGAUGUAUGUUUUAACAUGCAGAGUGUUACACAUUUUGUUUGGUCCCAAUUACCCACUACCAAGAUUAUAUAAAGACGACUUUUCUGAACCCAUUUUACUUCCCAAUAAACUCUCAGAUGAACUAGCGGUUCAAUGUUGGUUUCGAUUUCUACAUAUUAUUGGUAAUCCAGUUUCGCUGUCUAAAACAAAUGAAAUUUGUGGCACUGAGUACUUCUUACAAUACUCAUUAGAGCAGCGGGAUUCUCAUCCUUCUCUGAAAUCUUUGCCAGCUAGCUUUUACAAGGCAAUGAAAGGUGUCUCUGUCCUUGUUGGUAUGUUCUUGGGAAGUUCACAGUCUGCUGAUAAAAGAAGUUACUCAAUAUCGUCACAGUCAUUUGCGCGUGGUGAAUGGAAAUCUUCGAGCACAGGUACAAUUGUGGAUAAGCCACAAAUGGAUCCAGAUUUGUCAGAAAAAUCUGCUACAACACCAGGGACACGACGAGGUUUAGAUCCUUCCAGAGUGACAAAAGGUGUACGAGAUGAUAGUAAUUUAAAAUCUAAAGUUUCCCUUGACGAAUUAUCAGCUGAUACAAACUGCAUUUUACAUUUGUUUGGUUCUUGGCUGUUUGAAGUUUGUUUAUCAGGGGUAAACAUUGAUCAAGUGCUCCAAUCGGUUGGUAUGAUCAGUUGUGGUUUACGCCCCAAAUCUCUACAUCUUACAAAGGAAGAAAGAGAACAGUUUGGGAGUUUUCCAGGACCAAAAAAGAAUGACUUUGAACCUGGCCGUGCUCAAGCAUUCAGUACUCUAUGUCACAUAUUCUGUCAUCAACGUACAACUAGUCAAGCUAUACUCCCAGUUUACUUAUCAAGGUUUUAUUUGAGUUUGGCUGUUGGAUUGUGCUACUGUGAGACACGUGCAGGCCAAGUUCUUGGAAGCAUCCUACUAACUGCUAAAGACAUUCUUCGUCUUGAUCUUCAAGGAGUUCAAGUCCUGGUUCCUCAUCUUUUACAAGCCUUGGAAAUUAUUCUUCCCACACAAGAUAGAGAGUUGGUCUUAGGCUAUGAUGUUUCUCUCGUUGAACUAAGAAAAUCUUGUAUUCAAAUUUUGUUAUCCAUGAUUUGUCUACCUUUGCACUUCCUGUCAUUGCCAAUACAAGGUUUAUGUCGUGAAAAAGCACCUUAUGGUGCUGAAGGGAACACUGGAUAUUUACCACAAGUCACAUUUUUAUCUCUAAAAGAAAGAAUAACAAAGUUAUUGAUGCAUUCAAUAGAAGUUGAAACUAAUCCUCAAAAUACUCAAAUGUUACUAGGAGGUGCUAUGCUAUUGAUGGAAGAUACUAUGUGUGUUGAGUUCAAGAAUUAUGAGUUUUCCAAACAAAACCCUGGAUCAGCACCAUGUAUUUUGUUAGAUGACGCUGAUGGUAGAUCAUCAAGUCCAAAAUUAAUUCACAUUGCCAAAACAACACACCCAGUCAAACAACAAACCAAUGGAAACAAUUCGAGUCAGAAAAAGACAUUGGAUAAAAGCAAAAUCGGUCUCCUGGGUAAAAAAGAAGAUAUACUUACAACGAAAGGACAAUUUGUUUACAUGACUACGUUGUUGUGCCAAAAGCUUAUGUUUGCUGGUAAAUGGAGAGGAGAGCUUCAUGUGACAUUAACAGCGCUGGAAUGUAUAUCUGGCAUGGCACAGCUUGAUCCUAAAUUUAUUGACGAAGCAGCAGCUCAUAAGUCUUUGGUAUGGAUAUGUGAUUAUAUUGAGUUUCAAGCCAGACAACCACCCCCUGCUCACUCAAAAGAUCUUCACUCUAUUAUUAUUGCAUCGUUUUCAUGCAUUUCUGCAUGGAUUGUUAAUCAUCCUUGGCUUAUGGAUGAUCAGCAUUGCCUUCAAGCUGUCUUGGAAGUUAUUGAGCUUGGAAUAUCAGGUUCAAAAUCACGGCCUCGCUCACCUGAAUAUACUCCAGCUUUGAAAGGAGACAAAGAGUUAAUGCCUGUAUCAUUCCGCGUUCGAGAAGCUGCUGAGGCCUUGCUGGCACUUAUGAUGGAAAAUCUGGGAUUCUUUCCUACUCCAUGUGGACCAGCCUCUUUGUCAUCAUUAUUGGACGAAGAACAGUUACUGAAUCAUUCUGAAGAUAAGGAAAAAGGAAAGUUUCGAUAUUAUGCUUUGGAUGGUACAGUUAUUAUUGCAUUGCAUGACGAUUCAAUGAAAUGUGCCAUGGAGAACCUUCCAUCUAUGAUGGCCAUCAUGAGAGGUCCAGCUGGCAAAAAAGUGUGUUUGAUGCAAUUGAGACACUUCUCCCGUGCCAAAGAACAUUUAUCAAAUGCAUACAAAGUGCAGCCUGAAAGACCACUAGGUCUUCAGGAGACUCCACAACCACCCCAAGUGUCCCAACAAUGUUAUCCACCAGAAGUAAAUCGAGUAGAAGUAACACAAGCAGACCUAAGCAUUCCACAGUUGAACAGUAUAUUAAACGAAAAGCAGAAAGAAGCGCACGACCAUAUGGCUGCACUGAUGGCAGUUCAGAAAGAACAAGAAGAAAAGGCACAACAAACAAGAAAAAUAAACUCAUUUGGCUUAGGAGGAAUCAACGCAGACAUUUGUCAAAAACAACCAAGUCCUGUUGAUGAUCAUCGUGUAUCACGUUUGUUUCUAUCACAUAUGAAUAUAUUGCAAUUGAACAACUUGCAGUUAUCCACAACAAAUCAACAUGCUGGACUUAAAUUGUUACAAUGCAGUGACACCACGAUGCUUUCAGCCUUGAAAAAGUUGGAUUGUUUUCCAACAAGAACGUUUGAUACAAUGUUUGUCGUUUUUGUAAAGAAGGGGCAACACAACGCAAGAGAGAUCAUGACUAACAAAGUUCCGUCGUUGGACAAUCAGUUUUUUAUGGAAUUUUUGCAUUCAAUGGGAUGGAAGGUGGAUAUAGCUACACACAACGGCUGGAAUGGGAACGUAAACACAAGUUGGAGACAUAAAGCCGAACAAGAAACUUGUAGCAAAUAUAUGUUUUAUUAUUCUGAUUUGCUGACCGAGUUAGCAAUACACGUACCAACGUUAAAUUUGCACUUGCCGAAGAAAGUGGAGAUAAUCAGUGAAAUGGGUAACAGAAAAACCGAGCAAAUACCAGUGUUUGAAAUAAGUAAAAGUGGACGAAGAACAUCGGAAGGAGAUGGUAAGCCUAUCAGGAAACAUGCCCAUUUUGAACAAACAGGUUCAGCGGAAGUCAAACAACGCCCUUACAACUGUCAAUCAGAGACCAAAGUUAUGGUUGCUUGGUUACAAGACUUUAGCGAUCACUUCGAAUUCCCUGCUCUUGAUUUAGUUGAGUUAAACGACCCGCAAGAGCAUUCAUACGCGGCUGGGAGUUCAGCUACAAGUCGUGUUCCGGAAAAAGAGGUUGUAGUAAUAUACGUACAUCCAUUAAAGACCGGGUUAUUCAGAAUUAUGGCAAAGUCGGUUUUCGGCUCAACAAUAAGUGGGCCUUUAGUGGAUGGGAUGGUGGUUAGUCGACGUGUGUUGGGCUCUGUUGUGAGAAACACUGUUAUUAAUAUUUGUCGACGUCGUCGCUUGGAAAUAGAUAACUAUUCGCCUCCCCACAUCUGUCGAAAAAUAAAAAUCCAGGAAAUUGUUCGUAAGCAUUCACAAGAAACAGAUGUUCCAGAAUUUUACUCGUCCAUGUUUCGUUGAAAUGUUGUUCUGGACGAAUGCUAAUAGAUAUGAAAGUCAUUGCUUCCAUGGCGUGCUUUAAAAUGGAUGUUAAAUGAUUGGCUCUAGAGUAUUUCUUAGAAUGAAUUUUUACACGAGUCAUAACGCUUUUGAGAGAAUUGUUAAGUACUUGUGGAAUUGUCAUCUUUAAAAACCUUUUUGGCGGAAAACUACUAUUAUUUAAGAAUGAAUAUCAAGGUUUUUAUAAAUCUUCAAUAAUAAAAGUAUAUAUUGCUUAACUGUGUAUCAAAUUAUGUAGAUAUUUUAUAAAUAAACUGAAUAUUAUUUGAUCUUGGAAUGUUUUGUACAUAUCAGCUUAAUAAAGAUAAAUUUAAACACUAUAGAAGUAUAGCCGACUUCACUGCAAUGAAACAAUGAAAAGCCAUACGAUAAA